This is a messenger RNA of Haliaeetus leucocephalus (bald eagle), 14425 nucleotides long. RefSeq names its product spectrin repeat containing, nuclear envelope family member 3 (gene SYNE3). Gene Ontology annotation, biological process: nuclear migration. The record is from RefSeq and is a predicted model, not a curated record. NCBI's taxonomy places the organism in Eukaryota, Metazoa, Chordata, Aves, Accipitriformes, Accipitridae. The transcript is spliced from 19 exons. Gene Ontology annotation, cellular component: cytoplasm; nuclear outer membrane; meiotic nuclear membrane microtubule tethering complex. Bases 682 to 3576 code for a protein of 964 amino acids. Gene Ontology annotation, molecular function: actin filament binding.
CAGGCGGAGGAGGCGGCCGAGGCGUUCUGGGGGCGGCUGGCGACGCGCCGGCUGGGCCUGCCUCCUCGGCAGCUUCGGGUGUCUCCAGGGCCCUGUCUGCCCGCAGUCGCUUGCUGGGUUUUGGCUGACUUUAACGGGACGAAGCAGGCGGUCGGUAUCCCCGAGAACUAGCGGGUCUUGCGCGCUUGGCUUUAGUGCGAGGGGAAGAGAGCCGAGGAACCGACCGGCAGCUUCGCGCGGCUUGGCCCGACCCUGGCGCAGCCGGCGGCGGGCGCGGCAGCGAGACCUCCGGAGAGGGGCAGCGCGAUGGGGCGGCCGGCGGCCUGCGCGGGGGGUUGGUGCGGUUGGCGCUGGCGGACGCGCAGAAGGGCCCGGCGUCAGCCGGGGAAGCGCGGAACGUGGAAGGCGUCCCGCAAAUGGCGGCCUGCGCAGGCAACUUUGAGCUCCCGGGCAGACGCCGGACUCUUUGCAAGAACUUGGAGCAGAGCGGGGAGGUCUCCUGCAGCAGCCGCGUCCAUCCCAUAUCAACCCAUGCCUUUAGUGCCUGGGAAGGGGGAGCGGGUUCCAGAACAAAAGACUCCAGGACACUGCAGCUGAUUGCUUCAGUCAGGGUCUGGCUGCCUGGCCUGGAGGAAGGAGGGAGGACAGGACACAGUCAGUCUCAAGAGGCAGCCCAGAUCCAUGUCAGCUUCUUUGAAUGCAAUGACUCAGCAGCUACAGGAUGAAUUUGACAGUAGUGUGGAGAAUGCAGAAGCUUGGAUGAAGGCCAUCCAAGAGAGACUGAGGAUCAAUGACAACACCAAGGGACCUCGAUCUGCCCUAGAAGCCAGACUGAGAGAGACUGAGAAAAUACGUGCGCUGGAACCAGAAGGCAGCUUGAAAAUGGACUUGAUUCUUGUGAAGGCAGAUGCUGCUCUUCGCAGCAUCAGUGAGGAUAAGAAGCAUGAGGUACUAUCUAAACUGAAAGACAUUAAAGCCUUGUGGGAAGAGACAGCCAUAUACAUUACUCACUGUCACAGCCGUAUUGAGUGGGUCUGGCUGCACUGGAGUGAGUACCUGAAAGCCCAAGAUGAGUUUUACGCGUGGAUUCACAACAUGAGGGUGACCUUGGAGCCUGACAUUGAGUUGCAGCUUGGUUUAAAGGAGAAGCAGUGGCAGCUGAGCCAUGCUCAGGUUCUGCUGAAUGAUGUCUUAAAUCAGUCAGUCCUGCUGGAAAGACUGCUAGAGGAAGCUGCUUCCUUGUUCAGCAGGAUAGGUGACCCCAGCGUUGAUGAGGAUGUUCAGAAGAAAAUGAGGGUGGAAUAUGAAGGAAUCAGGGAAGAAGCUCAGAGCAGAGUGAAACUGCUUGAAAAGAUAACCAAGGAGCAUGAGCGGUACAGCGCUAACGUCAACCAGUUUCAAUCGUGGCUGAAUGGUGUGACAGAAAGAUUAAACUGCUGCAUUGGAGAAGCAACCAAGUCUUCAGCAGAGGACAAGUUAAAGGCACUGAAGGAAAUUGCCAAAAACAUUAGGAGUGGUGGAAAGAAGUGGAAGCACCUUGAAAAUCAGUGUGCAGAGGUGAUUCAGAAUACCUCCCCACUUGGAGCUGAGAGAAUGAAGGAUGAACUUGAAGAGCUAAAAAAAGCCUUGGAGAAGUUGAAACUGCUGAGCAGUGAGGAGGAGGAGAGAUUGCUCAAGAUCCAACAGUCAGAAAGUGCCUAUAAGUCCCAAGCCAGACAAUUAGAAGCAGAUGUCCAGGAGUUGAGAAAAGAUCUACAGAGACUAGAAAAUGACCUGGACCCUGGGGAAGGGGAAAAGACUGAAGAUGAGUUUGUAACUCUGUGGAGAAAAUGCAAUGCAACGAGAGCAGCUCUGGCCGCAGAAGAGUCCAAGGUUGAGAGGCUGAAGGCUCAGCUUAAAGAACUACUACGGUUUUCCCAAGACGUGCAGCUACACGCUGAGAGUGUUGUCUCUGCAAUACAGCAGUAUCAAAGUGUUAGAGGCAAGACAUCUAAAAUGAGCGCUGAUGCAGAAACCCAACUGAGGCAACUCUUCCAAAAUCCUCUGCAAGAAUUUCAACAGUGGAAGCCAUCGAUCCAGAUGAUCCUGGAGACUCCAGAGCCAGCGCUGGCUCACAUAGAGGCUGCUCUAGCUGAAAGCUCCCAGUUCAAAGAGAAGUUGGUGACACUACAGCUGAAGAAAGAUUUGCUAAAUAACGUCCUUGGUGAGGAAAAAGCAAAGUCUUUCCUGCAGGAAGUAGCUGAAGCUUCAAAGGAGAGGGAAAUUCUACAUAAAAGUCUGCUGCAAAGCAAGAGCAAACUCCAGAAUUUGAUAUCACAACAUAAGGACUUUGACGCUGGUUUCACACCUUUACAGAAGAAAUUAACUGCCAUCAAAGCUAAAUUAGAUCUAGAGAAGGAACCACGGCCUGACCUCUUGGGUAAAAAAACACAACUCCAGAGACUGCAGAUGAUUCAAGAUGACUUGGCAGAGCUUGCGAUUCAAAUGGAGGAGGUAGAGAAGCUUGUUCAGUCAAAUACCACACACAGGCAUGAAAUGAAUCAACUUUCAUCUGACUCUCAGGCCCUAAAGAGAUCAUUGGAGAUGAUGAUACAGCAGAGUGAAGAGCACGUUCAGAAGCAUUGGGCAUAUAAUGACAAACUCUCUGACCUCCAGCAGUGGAUCACAGUAACCACGGACAGGAUUGACUCCUACCAGGGUGCUGAUGGAGAGCAGAACACCGAGGGCAGGGUGGCAGACCUUGAGAGAUGGCUAGCUGAGUUUCCAGAUAAGGAGAUCCAGCUGCACCUUGUGGAAGCUCAUGGCCAGCUGGUCAUGGAGAAUUCUUCUCCAGAGGAGACUGCUCAUGUCCAAGCAGAGCUGGAUCAGCUGAAGGAGUCCUGGAGAUCACUAAAGGAGAUGGCAACUGGUCUUCUCAAAAAGUGGCAGUUAAAUAGACCAGUGACUGAUAAGAAGAAAAUAGCAUUUGUGGACAGCAGAUGGAUGUCUGGACCUGCCUUCCGUCUUUUAGAUGUAGAUCCCAACCACAAGCAGGAGAGGAUAGGAGAAGGGCAAAAUACAAGCAGCUACUUGAAGCUCCUACACGACUUUGAAGAAUGGUUACAAGGAGAAAACACCAAACUGACCAAAAUUCUUGCUGUGACUUCAGCUUCCCCAGAGGAAAUUAAGGCACGCCAGAGCAAACUGGAGGAGCUGCAGUCUCGUGUGCCUGAUGGUCAGCGUCUCUUUGAGGACCUUCUUCAUCUUCAUUCUGUUAUUGGAAACUCUGAAGAUCUGGAGGACCUGCGUUACCGAUGGAUGCUCUACAAAUCUAUGCUGAAAGAGUCCAUGAGUUCACUGAGUCCUGAAUCUUCAGAAGAACCAGACAGAUUCAGAAAGAAGCGCUCUGGAGGCAUUUGCUCAUUCCUGCAUCGGGUGUGCUGGGCAGCACUGCCGCUGCAACUGCUCCUCUUGCUCCUCCUGCUCCUGGCCUUCCUCCUGCCCCUGGCAGAGGAGACCCACAGCUGCACGCUGGCCAACAACUUUGCUCGGUCCUUCAACCUGAUGCUGAGAUAUGACGGCCCACCUCCCACCUAACUUCUUGGCAUGGCAUGAGGUGACUCUCAGAAAUAUAGACUCUUCUGGUUUUUUAACAAUUUCAAGUAUUGUAAAUUUUAGGGCUUCUAACAAGGCCAUCGAAUCAACUGGAUAGGUCACAUAAAUGCAACAUAAGAUUAGUCCACUUUAAUCAGGUUUUUGAGCAAAUUUAAUAUUUUUACAGUAUUUUAUUAUAAUAUUUAUAAUGUAUAUAUAGAGAUUGUGUAUGUGUAUGUAUGUACAGAGAUAAAUAUAUAUAUAUAUAUAUAUAUAAAAAAAAGCAUACCUGUGGUCAAACUAACAUCUGCCAUCCACUCAUCCACUGUUUGGAGAUAAUCCUGCAAUAUUUCUGUUUCUGCCAUCUUUCAGCAAGAAAUACUGAAUGUUGGUUUCAUUGUGGGGCUUUUGGGUGAUUUUUAAAUUAAAUUUUUGUUGUCUACAACCAAAGCCAGACCAAGUAUGAGAAGAUGCGGGCAUGCAGCAGAGUGCAAAUUGGAGAGCAGGUAGAGUAGAGUCAUGUUUGAAUACAGUGGUUGACAUUCAGCCCAAGGAAAAUUGGGACUAUUCUAUUUGGAAUCUUGAGCUCUUUUUUUCAGUAUCUGGAUGCAGGGAUUGCAGAAGGUAAUGGAAAUGUUUCCACUGACUUCAGUAUGAGUGGGGGUGGACCUCUUCUUGUUCUCAUUUUUUACCAGAUUUCUUUUCCAGUUACUGUGUUCUCCAGCCCACCUGAAUCAGGAGAGGUAGAAUACAGUAGGAAGAAAGCUGGGAAUAGAAUAUAUAUUUUUUUAACAUCUCUAUAACAGGAGAACUUUUAAAAUCAGGUCAUAAUUUUCUGAACAAGUUUGUGAGCACUGAACAAAACCUAAUAUCAGUGGUCUUGCCUUUAAAAAGCAGUGGGGUUUUUUGUUUGUGUUUUUUUUGUGGGUUUGGGGUUUUUUUUUACUUUAUAAAAAGGCAUUUGGUGAUGGAUCAUAAAGCCUGAACAGUGGGAUGCAGCCUGGCUCAGUGUCAGCAAAGCAAAAGUUGAAGUAUUUUAAUAAUACCACCCUGGAAACAAGAUUCCUUCCUAGGAUGUUUUUAUAUUAAUGGUUUGUUGAACUGAUGUAAACCGAUUGUAUCAAAGACAGUCAAGCAUAGAUUUCUAUAUAGUCUAAACUCUUAAGAUGAUGACAACUUGUCAUUUAUUUACCUAACCUUAUGUCUGAAUGUACAUUUUAACAUUGCCUUUUAAUGUAAAAGCAAUUCUCACUUUACUGUGAUGAAACCAUUCUUAGUGGUGUUUUACCUAACUGACUCCUGAGAGAAAAGGUAAUUUCUAAAAUUUUGUGCCAUUUCUGAGAGCUAUUCCUUAUUGUCUCGUGUUUUUAGCCACAGUAGUGAUCAUGCAAAAAAAAAAAUUAACAGAAGAAACAGUUACUUUUCCCAUCCUGGCUAUGUUGCAGGAGGAACUUGUCUUCUGGGUAUCAGUAUGGUGUAUUCAGUGUUGUUUUCCAAAUAAGUUGCAAAAGAAUAUUAAAUCUGUUGUACAUUAUGUAAAUUAUGUAGUAGCUGAGGGACUGAAGAAGGAAGUCAUACUUCUUUAACAAAACCAUGAAAGUUUUGCUAAAGAAGCAAACUUGGGUAGAGUAGGGAGGUAUCGCAGCAAGGAGCUCAUUAUAGGCACAAAAUGAGGGAGAACAGGCAGAUGUGAAAGAGGACUAGCUAAAAAUAGGGAAGAGAGGUGUCCCAACAAUUCAUAAAGCCUAAGAAAAUGAGUCACGAUGAACACAGAGGACAAUAAUACAGGCUUUAUGCAGGAAAAAUCUCUGAAUCUUUUUAGUUCCCUCUCCCUGCUACAGUAUUGGUACUAUUGCAUAUUAAACAGCAUAUCUUCAGUAAGGUUUAAAAUGGGGCAAGUAACAUGGACUCUUACUAGUGUUCUGAGGAGACGCUUCUACCACCAGGACUCUGUCACUGUGUUCCUAAUAAUGCUUCCGACUACACUGGGUUUGGUAGAGUUGGACAAAAAUGCCAAAAUUCUGCUGAAAGUAAAAAGGAGACUGGAAAUUAGAGGAGAGAGAGCAGGGAUGGUGAAGGUAUUCAGGUAGAAUGCAAGGGGAGCAUGAGGAGGAGCUGAACUGAUGCAGAUGAAAACCUGACUGUCAGGAGGUAGCAGAAGAAGUCUAGAGAGCAGGCAGAGGGGGGCUGAAAGCAGAAAGGUGAGGAGAGAGGAUGGAUGUACACUGAGUGAUAAGACAUACACAUCUAAACAGGAAGCAAAGGAAGGCCUGUGAUUUCUUUCAUGAAGGAGCCAGAUGGAGAGGAGCUAUAAUUUGUCAGAGAAUGGGGCAAAUUAAUUCCUUCUUUGCAAUUAAUUCCUUCUUUCUGGUGGCAGAGGACAUACCUCCUUCUCACCUCUGAUUAGCUGUGUGAGAGCCAUGCAUGUUCCCACAGUGUUCCUCUAAAAAUUGCUGCCAGCCUUGAGGGAAGAAACCCCUGUGGCUGUGCAAGGAGCUACUCAUCACACACAUCUCCAUUUCAAAUUAAAUGCUCCAGUAGAAAAGAAGUGUGGGGGAAGAGGGGCAGUAACAAAACCUGCUGUAUGUGGUUGUGGAUAUGUGUACUUCUGCACACACUUUUCUUUGAUGUAGCUACAUUGCAGUUCUCUGGGUUUUGCUGAGCUGUUCCAGGUGAUGAAAAUAAAAUGCCAGUGAGAAAGUAAAAAUAAUGAUGAAUAAUAUGGCCGCAAGUGAAAAUCAGUAGGGAGAUAGACAAGUUUUUUCUAUCAAAGCACAAAAUCUCACAUCAGAUUUCUUUCUGCCCAGCCUUUCUGAUCUGGAUGAUUUUUAUGGGUUCACAAAUACAUUUGACACCACAGGAGUAUGCAACUGGGGGAAAAAAUUUCUACACAGAGGACCAUAACAGAACAACUGCAUCGUCACCUUGAUGGCAGGUUUUAAAAAAAAAAAACAAACCAAAACUAAAUUAGAAACACGCUUUUGCUGCUAGGCUUGCAUUCAAUUUAUUCUGUAAGUCUCCGGUCUGUAAUCUUGGAAUUUUUUGCUUUAAAUCUCAGCAAAUCCAUUCUCAUUAAUUUAAGUAAUUUAAAUAUCUCACUUAAGUGAUGAAUCUUUCUACUUCUUUGCAAUGGAAACUGUCCAAAUCACAGGACUUCGAUGAUCAUCUCACUCAGAACAAUUUCACUCUUCUAUAAUGUCACUGACCUCACCUGUCCAACUUAGAUGUGAGAUUUUUUCAAAGAAAGAACGAAUUUUUAAAAAAUCACAGAAGUAAGCUUGAAAUGUAGAUCCAAAAUUUACUUUCUAUUUUAUUCUCUUGGUUUUCUUCUGAGAAGUUUGUGAUACUGAUUUCUGGAAGUGUGUGUAAAUAUUAAGUCAGUAAUUGGAUAAUGAGAAGAAACUGGCCAGUUCAAUUUCCAGGAAACUGAACAAAGCUCAGAUUCCUCAAAACACAAACUAAAUCAUACUGUUUCCAAGUCAGUCCUUAAAAUUUGAGCACUGUUCUUCAUGCUUGAAUCUUUGCUCACACAUGAUUUGGGGGUUACACCCUCACUUUUGUGCCUAUAAAAUCCCCAGCUCAUGGAUCUCUGACAUCCAUACAUAACCGAGAUGUGUUACAGCUCAGCUUUGGAUUGGGGCUGCUGCCUUAAGACAUCCCUUGCCAAAAACCUAGGAUGCACAAAGCAGAUAAGCAUCCACAACUGAGGGCUUGCAGGACUUUAAUCCAGAUCCAGCCACUGUCAGAGGGUGCUAAAACCCUCUAAAAUAGAUUGAAUAUGUUUGAGCUUGUAAAUUGUGCAUCUGGCUCAGGCCACGUAGUCUCUACUGCAUGCAGAUAACCACCCUGUUCACAGAGCAGAGCUCUUGUGCAUCUCUCCAAGCUCUUUUGCCUGCAACUAUUGGACCCAGUAUUUGAUUGACCACAUUAAUGACCCUUCAGUGUUGAAGGCAAAAUCCUGCACUCCAGUGCCCAUGCAUUAAAGUAAGAAGUCUGCACAGCCCCAAAGGCACACUUCAAACCCAGCCUUUGGAGUGAAAGCAAGCCUAAUUUAUAAAUUGUAAUUGAUUUUGUAGCCAGAUGCUUUCAACAGAAUUUUCCAUGACUGCAAUACAGUGAGGUAGAAAAUUGCUAUUGUACCACAUGUCUAUUAAUAGCCCUUUCUCUGAUUCCAGCUAGCAAUUCAGAUUGUAUUAAAUGUUAUUUAUAUAUGCCCUCUCCAGAAAUCUCUGUAUGAAAAACAUGUUCAGUUCUAUGCACACACAUUAAAAAUACUGUAUUCCCCUGUUAGCACAGAAUCCCCAGAGCAAUCAUGAUUUCUACCAAGUACUAGCUUAUUUGCCCUGAGAUGCUUAUUAAAUUCAAACAUUUGGGGCUGAAAAGAAAGCUACUAGCCUAACUAAUAGAAGCACCUGAUGAUCACUGAAUAACUUGGAGAGCUUUUAGAAUGGCUUUCUGCUUCUCCUUAAUCCUAUUCACUGGGGUAGUCAAAGACCUCAGAGAGAAGAAAUGUCUCCAAAAAAUGGCCAUCACUAGAUGGGCAGAUGGUAAUCUCUGCAUGUCGGAAAAAAUAGUAUGUUCUCUUUAGUUGCUCUAGGACCUCAGGAGUUUCCUCCAUCUGAUCUCUUCUUCAGUAUUGAAUAGGAAAUGUUUUCCUUUGAUGUGUGUGCAUACACAUCUCAUUAGCACUGAAGAGAUUUGAAGAGUGAGUUCGUGUACAGGAAUUCUUCUAAAUUGUGUUGACAAGAGAGUACAUUGUCUUCUUUUCUCAAGAAAAAAAACAAACGCUGUAUGGCAGAGAUUCUCGGAACAAACAAAACCUUUUGGACUAACUGAAGAUUACAGACUGAAAUUAAUCUGGAGAAACAGUUUUGCCUUUCAAGAAAUGCUAGUGUAAAUACCCCAAUAAACCUAUCUUUGCCAGGCACCGUAGGUGUCUUUCAGGUCAUAGGUUAUGUACCCAGGUGGCUGUAAGAACUCCUUUUGGAGACUUUACUGUCCGUUGGACAGUAUCAGUUGCUAGUCUGCAGCUGAAAACACAUUUGCCCAAUGAACUAUAUUAGCUGCUUCUAGAGUCGCUGGAGGCUGUCAAGGAUAUUCUUAGUAGUUCUCAGAUCAUUGACCUGCUCCGAGCCAUUACAAGUUUAUUGUAUUAAUUUAUCUGUCAGCAGUUGGCCACUCUCAGAAAACAGUUGAUUAAAAUACUGAAGAUAACAUUGUUGGUAUGGACGUCACGAUUCAUUCAGAAACCAAUCUUAUUAUUUUUGCCAUAUUUAAACAUAAUUAUCUGUUGGUUAUACUGUGUUAUAAACAGAUCAGUUGUAGGUGUUGGGUAACUGUGUGGAAUGUUUUAGGCACAAGCAUUUUUGACUUGCACGUGUAUGUUUAAGAAUUGUGGGCUUAUUUCAUGCUUGCUUAAUGGUAAAACAAAACAAAACAAAAGAUUCUUGAAUGUAGCAUUUUCCCCCAAAAAAUACAAAGCAGGAUGGAAUAAUCUGUCAUACAGUUGAUUUUUUUAUUAUCUCUUGUCUAUCCAAUUUAAAAUACGGAUAUGUGUCUACCAGAGAGAUAUCAGUUGAUCUGGAAAGAAAAGGAAUAUCUAUUAGGAAUAUACCAAUUCAAGCAGUAGCCUAAAUGGCACCUUUGUAACCUAACCUACUUCAGCAAUUGCCAGAUUUAGCUCACUGUAUCUGUGAGCUAACCACCCUCCUCCUAGUAAACCGUGGGUGAGAUGAAAGUGCACAGGUGAGGGUACAACAUCCCAGUGGAAGCAGCAGGAGACAUUAGGUCUUCAAAAGGCAGCCUGGUAUCUCGAUGCAAGAGAUGAACAUGUAGGUUUGGCAUAAUGAGAGCAACCCAGGACUAAUAACACAGGAGCAAGGAUUUGCUGACCUGCUCUGCCAGUCAGAAUUUUGACAGUGGCUGUCAGCACUGUCCAGUUUCACGUCCCUGACUGUGGAAGGAGGCUCCCCUCAGGGUAGUUCACUCUAGCUGAGAUCUGAGUCUUGGGAGUGCUUUUUUCUUUUCAUUAAAUCCAGAAGAAACUGCUAAAUCAACCCCCUCAGUGACAGUUUAAUGGUAGGUGGUAGGCGCUGAUGCUCCAGGAAAAGAUGCAGGAAAUGCUGUUGUAGAUAGAAAGAUUGUCAUGAAGGUCUCUGUUCAAUCCUUAGGAAUUAGAGAUUCAUUACAGAACUGAAGUAGGAGGCUUUCUGUUCCUUUGCAAGUAAAUGCCAGCUGUUGCCUUUAGUCUUCUGGAUUUUGGGGGCGAGCCUGUUCAGUGCCUUACUGAAUGCUAGUGGCUUUCUGGCUUCAGAGCCAUUCAUGACAGUGAGUUCCACAUCCUUCCUGCGAGUUGUGUGAAAAAGGUAUUCCCCAGAAUUGGUUUUGAAGCAGAAACCUUUUGUUUGGGGGGUGGGGGUUGUUUGAUUUUCCUUCUUUGGCCCCUGUGUGUGGAUUCCAAGAAAGCAGAAAGACUAGCACUACCCUCUCCAGACCAUACUUUGUCUUUCCUUCUUUUCUCAGAGCAGAGGAGAUUGGGCUUUGUCUCCUUCCUAAAGUAAAUUAUCCCAGUCUUUUCUGCUUCUUUUCAUGUUCCAGUUCUUCCAUGCCCUUGAUCAUUCCUGUCGCCUUUCUUUCAACUUUUUCAGUGCCAGUUCUUCCUCCAUAUGUAGAGCAAAAAAUCUGCUCCUGUUUCAAUAAAUUGAAAUUCAAUAAAUUUUUGCCCUGUUGCAGCUCCUCCUGCAGAUGCUCUGCCUGUUUCUGCUGCCCCCUGUGUCAAAACAGCCUUCAUCACUGUCUGAGGGGACUCUGGUCCUUGCCAGCUGUCUCUUCCAAGUCUCCUGGCCAUGUCCUACCCUCAUGCGCCUUGUGUUGGCUCAGGGACUGCCCUUAAUAUUCACAUCUGCAGAUGGGAGUGCGAGGGUGUCGCUUAACAGACAAUUAUUAAUAAUGAAAGCCUUGCCGUUAGCAUUGUUCAUAGCCUGCCCAGACCCUUUUCUCUUCUUCUCUCUAAGCAGGUUUUGCUGUGUAAUCCAAUUACUGCGUGCAGAAAAUUGCCCCUUAAUCAGGGAGGAGGGCCGGUGUUUCAGUUUCAGCUCUAUUAUCCUGGUGUUGUCACUGCCUGUGUAAGCACUCCCAUGUGCUGCUGGGCCUGGGGCUGGACGCUCCGGGGUGCGUGCCCUUGAGCUGCCGGGAGUGUUUGAAUGUCGCUGUUAUACACCCUAAUAAGCCAGGGCCCUUUUUUUUGAGCUGGAAAAAAAAAAGAAAGAAAAAGAAAAUGGUUGCUUUUAACAAACUGAUUUCACAACUCAUUUAUCAAGCCCUAUAGCAAACCAUUUAUUUUAGCUCCUUUUUGCUCCAUCAAAAGCUGUAUGUUAAAAGGGAGAGGUGAAUUUCAAGAGGCUGGGGACUGAAGGCAGGCUGCAGUGCCACCCGCCCUCACCAGCACUUUGCCGGGAGGCCUCCAGCUAGAAUUCAGGGGUCGGACCUGUUAUUUUUCCUAAAUGACUCCCGCCUUCAAAAUCAAAUUAUUUCUUUUGUCAAGUCCAAUAAGCACUGAACACCACAGACUUGGUUUCACUACAGAUAUGAAUAAACACCUCUGUACGGUACUUUCCAUCGCCAUGAAAUAUAUAUAUAUGUAUAAAUAUAUGUACAUAUAUAUAUGUAAUAGGGAGUGUAAUUAUUGUUCUACUUAAAGAAAAGUGACAUUCCACUUCAAUGUAACUUUCACGUGCAGCUUUUAAGAGAAACUGUGUCUUAAAAGGAAGCUGGAAGAGUUUAGAGGUAUGUGUUUUAAUGAGCUUUAAUGAGCUUUAAUAAGCUUUGAGUUAGGACUUCAGUCUCCAAGGCAAAAAGCACCCAUGAUGAUUUUCCCAUCACCUUCCCAGAUCAGAGCCUGUAAGAGUUUAACCCAGGAGUCACUCCUUGAGCACUGACUAUUCCCAAAGGUAUUUGGAUGCUGCAUGUACUAGCUGUGUGUCUGUCCUCAAACACCAACCUCCAUUUUGUACAUGUGCUUGACUGGAAGGCAAAAGACACACUUUUGUCUUGCUCCAAGACCCUGAUGAUCAUUUUUGUCUCAGCGGAUGUAUUCCUUUUGAUCAGCGUCACUCUUUCCAUUUUUUUCCCCUUUUAAUUUGCACUAAUUGAGUUUAUCAGGUGAUUCCAGGAGGGCACCCUCCACCUGCCUAGCCUCAGAGCUUCCCUUCCAGCAACAUACCUUCUUCUCAUUUGUUUAUUUGGGUGUACUGGACCACUGUGAAGCAAUUACACAAGCAAUAACAACGGGUGUUGCAUUUUGCUGUCAUUGCCUUUUGUAAGACGUAACACUCCAUUGACAUUGAAAAGUGGUAGGAGACCCAGAAGCUGCAUUGUUGUUUACUAGCAAUAUAACCGAUGUACAGUGCUUCUACAGGGGACCUGUCCUCACUCCUCACAGCAGCUGGCUGUCUCGGGCCCAAUUUAAUUCACAAGGCUGGAUUAUAAACAGUCUUGGAUCCCUUCACCAACACUCCAUCAAUCUUGCUCCCAUCAGUUUUUGUGCUUUUGUUUAGUUUCAAGCUAGAAGAAAGUUUAAAGAAAUGUGCUAAGGCUCCUGUAUAGGGUGAGUAAAUGUCCCAAACAGUUCACAAAGAUUACAACAAAAUGAAGGGAUUUACUCUCACAUUGAACAGAAUUAAUAAGAAGUUCUUAUCGAUGUAUUAAAAAGUUAUUAAGAGCAGCCUGGAGUGAAGUUUCUGCAAUCAAACCAUUCUCUGCUUUUAAUUUAAAAAUCAGCAAAUAUUGAAGUACAUGUUGCUACCUUCUUUUAGAAGUGACCUGGAACUAAAAUGUGAAUCCUCCCAAAUGGGAGGUUUAUUGAUGCGGAUCUAAAUUUCACCAGAGUGUCCCAUGUUAGAUCACCCGCCUCUGGGCAGAGAGGAAACCUAAGGCUGUUCACAAGAGAAACUCAUAUUGUGAACAGUUUUAAAAUUCUUCAGAGCUCCUAUCCACUUCCAAAUGUCAGUAAUAGGGAGGAUCAGAAACUUUCCCAUGAACCCUAUGCAUUUUGCAUGUUGAAAUCCUGGCUUGAAUUCGGGUCUCCACCUCAGCUUCUUGUAAAUGUUAAUAUUCAAGUAGAACAAAAAUGUUAGAGGCAAUUACAGCAUGAACAUCUCUUCUUGUUUAUGUAUAGUAGCUGAUAGCAGAGUCUGUAAUAAUAAUCUGUGUUUAUACAUGUGCCGUCCAAUGUAACAGUUGGGUACCAAAUACCUUUUAACUGUCACAAGAAAAUAACUGGAUUGAUGUCACUUUUUGCUUGUAUGAAUAUGAUUAUUUGCCUUGCAGGGACCAGUUCCACUUUUGUCAUGUUAUUUAUGACUUUUAAAUACAUUUGUGAUAAAUUAGGCUCGUUUCUAAAGUAAACAAUACUGGAGCCAAGCAGCUGUCUCUGUACAUGUGCAUGUUAUCACAGCUGAUAUCAAGUCCAAGUCAGACUCCUUGUCUUGCUUGGACCUUUCCUUAACCUUUGUGGCUUAUUCAGGGAAAUGCGGACCAGUCUAUUUUCUUAUUAAAAAUACAGCUUUUUGAAAAGCUGAACUUAUUUUUUAAAUCCUUUCUUUUUACAAUUAUUGAUUCAGAAAGACUGUAACAAUCGUAUUUUUCUAAACUGCCAAUUGCUUGUGUUAGGAAAUGAUAUAUAGAUAUAUAUUUUAUUCUACAGAUUUCCAUGUAGUUUUGAAACUCUUUGUUUUCAUAUAUAUCCUCCUCUUUGCUAGAGUUAUCUCAAAAAAGCUGUAAGCUUCUGUAUACUGACUCUAUGAAAUUGUAUAAAAAUGCAGCUGCAUAAAAAGACUGACUUUAUUUUUUAUUUAAAUUGUUAGAGCUAAGUCAUCCUUACUGUUAUGCCGUGCAAGAUGUAUGGAAAGAAAUCAGGUCAUUUUUUCGAAAGGCUGGACAGCGUUAUGUGACACUUCCUAAAAAGUCUCGACUGAAAGUCAGGAGAAUUUACCCUAGAAAUUAUGCCAUUUUGGUGCCUGAUUCUAUAGUUUUUUCACACUGUUUAGGACCUUAUUUCACAAAUACUCCCAUGAAAUUUCAUGGGUAAUAUUAAAAAUAAGAGCCUAUGAUGUGUGAAUAGCAGUGAUAGAACAAGACCCUUUUCUAAUGAAGAACAAGGCCUUUUAACUAGUUAAGAGGCUAUAUUUUUAGAGUUUCAGGACAAUUUUUUGUGUUCUUUUCUGCGCUGUGAUGUCCUCCCAUGUAUUCUGGAUUUAUUCCAUAGCUGAAAUGCCAGAUUAAAUCGAUUGAAGCCCCAUGCGCAGAUGAACAUAAUAGAAAGCUGCAGUGAAAUAUUGCAGAAAAUGGCCUGAUUUCAUUCUUCAGAACAAUAAAGUAGCUCACAGCCUUGGCUUCUGUGCACCUGUGAAGCAGAGGCCCUUGCUUUGUACCUUGGUGUAACAUGGAAGGAUUUCUGCUCUCUGCCUGGAAAAUACUGUCUAUUCCUCAACCUUGUCAGAAGCAUAAUAUUUUCUCAAGUAAAAAAAAUCUGAUUCUGCAAGACUCAUUGGGGAGUUAAGGGGCAGCUGGGACCUUCUGUGAUCAAGCCACAUUAUUCCAAAAGUUUAUCCCUCGAUGACAAAUAAAAUAUGAUGUGGCUUUGCUGUUUGCAAGUAGGAUAAAGAGACUGGAAAUUCAUCACCCCAAGCCCUAGCCUUGUGACUGUUCUGUGAUGCUCCACUGUUACCAAUGGACUAUGUUGAAUCAGAUUAUAAAAUCAGAGUAUUUUGUUGCAUGUGUCCUUUUUUGUAACGAAAAUAUAGUUAUAUUUGAUGUUGCAGUUAUAAGGCAGUAAAUAAACACAUAAGUAUUU